Molecule: messenger RNA, 842 nt
Organism: Paramecium octaurelia
Lineage: Eukaryota; Ciliophora; Oligohymenophorea; Peniculida; Parameciidae
Source: the annotation of a GenBank genome assembly
AAUGAUUGCAAAAAGACUGCUCCAUAGCUUGUGAAUGGCAGCUGGCAACAAAUAAAAUGUUAUAUUUGUAGAAAUUUUGGGUAAUCUCAAAUUAAUUAGGUUUUUGACAACAGGUAAUUCAUUAAAAUUCACAGUUAAUUUGAUUAACUCAUAUGAUAAGAAAAUAGUACAUUGAAGUUAAAUAUUUUAGGUAGUUGAUUGGAUAAGGAAUCUUUGAUCAAAUUUUCAAUCUAAAAAACAAAUCUAAAAUUCCAAUCAGAUUAUUCUAUUUCUUAUUGAUUGAAGAAUAAUCUAAUUACUAUUCGAUUCUUAUAUUAAAACCAAAUACUGGAAUAGUUUCUUGAGACUAUUUAAGCUAAGACUAUUAUACAUAUUCAUGGGAGGUUUUAUAUCCCAAUCCUCAUUGAGUCGUUAAUUCUAUACCAGAAAGGAGGCAAUCAAUUUAAUGUUCCCAUUUUUUUGAUUAAUUAUAGUAAAGCUUCAAAAUACCCCUUUGAAUUAUUGUUUGCAAAUUACAACUGCUUUGGUUUGCUUAACUAUAAAUAUAAAUUACAAAUCAAUGGAUUAAUAUUGAAUUAUCCUGAUGUUGAUAUAUGAUUCUAGUAUACUGCCAGUAUUUUGAAGCCAGAAUCAUAUUCAGCUCAUUCAGAUUCGUAAUUGGGAAUUGAUCCACUUAUGAGUCCUUGACUAUUCUCAUAUGAUAUUUUAAAUAGUUCUCACCAAAAAAGAUUGUUUUUGGUGAUUAAGAUCCUUUUUACAGUAUAUUUAAUUGUAUGAUUUAGAAUCAUACAUGAAAACUUUCCUGGAAGUUAUUUGAAAUCCAAUAUUAUAAAACGUAUGUC